UGCCGGGCGUGGAAAGCUAUAGUGCACCGGGCCCGGUCGAUGAAACACUUCAAUUUAUUGACGUACGAACAGAAGUACAAUCUCCACGAUCACAGAAGGAUAGUAAAUGCAGUGCUGGAACUCGGGUUAAUUGUUCGACCAAGCUGACAACAGGUGUGACUAAACCGAUAGUCAUUAUAGGUAACAAGAUGGGGAAUGAAGGCAGUAAACGAGAGAUGCUGCUGGGAAAUGAAGGCCCGCCGUUGAAGAUUGAGUCUGUCUACAGCUUAGCCGGCCAAAAGAAUGAUUUCUGCGCGAACAGUGACUACCAUAUGGUAUCAACUCUACAGAACGAUGAUUCGCAGCCACUGGACUUUACAAAAUCGUCAAAGCUUUUGCGGGAGGCCGACCGAAAGUUUAGAUAUGAAACGAGCGAUGAAGAUACGACGGCUGCCAAUCAAAAUGCGUUGGCAGCCAUUAGGGUUGAAUUUGGCAGCUCAAACGAUGAAAAACAAGCGACGACCACGCAACUUUUUACGAGUCCCAGACACCUACAUCAGGCACCAGCCGCAAAAACAUGGACCGGCAUAACAGAAGAUGCAACGUCGCGUCCGAAAAGUGAACCUGUGGUACCAACCGAUAAACAGGUAGAUCGUGACUUCGGUGGUCAUCAAGCCUCUAACGUUGUCUCUCCGUGUCAUGAAGUUUCUGAUAACCGGCCGUCCGACAGCGGGACUGGGCUUCUUUACGUGAGUAAGAUAUGCCGUCCAUGGGUCGACGAAUGUGACGAAGACGAGGUCUCACCGAACACUUUUUCAAUCAUCUGCGGCGAUUUCAACGAUUCUGAUGACGAGGAGGCCAGGGUGUUGACUCCUCUUGUUAAACCAAGACGAGAGACGGCGUGUAAUAUGAAUCGGAGGUCAGAUGAACAACAACAAUUCAGACUACCAAGCGUCAGUGAGAUGGCCGGACCCGACUUUGCGUCUACACAAUCAAAUGGCAAGAAGGGACACGAUUUGCCCUCAAUGGGCAGUGGUGAUGAGGCAAAGGAAAAGGUCAAGAAGCAGCUGGCCAAAAUUCUUUCAGGGCACCGCGUGGCCUUUCCUAUGAGAAAAACAUCGACUGGGUCGGAAGACAGUGGGGUAGACAUGGAAGGCGCGAAAGGUGAUGAUCAUGAAAAAUAUGGCGAACCUGAGGACAACCUUGUCAUUGAUUUUCCAAACGGCGAAUACUUAAAGCCGGGAAAAUAUGCUGAAAUAUUUCCUACGCACACUAACAUUGACACAAACAGUUCGGUUAAAGAGAUGCCAACCAACCAACUUUACGGGCUUGGAACAAACAAUGACAAAGAUCUUAACCGAGGCUUUGCGAACUCAGAUACUCUCGAACGAACUCAGAAUUCAAGCUUAAAAAACCAUAUGUUAAGUCACCCGCACCAUCUCGGAAAUUCUGAAAUUGAAAAAUCAUCGAAAUGUGAGCAAAAUAGUUGUGGAAAUGUUUUCAAAUCAGGAGAAUGCACCACUCCAAAAACUGAAAAUCGCACUACUGUAGACAUUGAUAAGGAAAGUGGCCGAUUGGCUGUUGAACAGCAGCUGGUUAAGAGUACUCAUGCCUUCAAAGUUGACAUACAGGGCAAAUACUCGCGUCAAUCAGUGCCUCGUAGGCCUAUGUCGCCGUUGAAGCGUCGUUGGAUCCGUCAACAUAUGGCACAAAACAAACGCAACAGUUUUGAAUCCAAUCGAAGGAGAGGAUCUGCUGAUGGCAACAGAUCGAGAGAUGGCGCUAGGAGUCCAUAUCGGGCUUAUUAUUCGGAACGCGAACGUGGUCAAAGAAGUUUGGGAAACAGCGUAGGGGAAACGCGAAUUGGUAUUAUAUCGGCUUUAAAUGAACUGUAUCAAACUGGAACUGAGAAGGAAUGGGACAGCAAGUCACAAAUAGAUGAGAAACCAAGCAGGGAUCAAGAAUUUGUCUAUUCAGGCGUGUCUAGCGACGGUUCGGGCCAUUAUACAAUGUGCAACGAGAUGCAACCUACCAUGGAAACAAUACCAUUAACAGCCAACACGCAGCAAAUCCACCAAUACCCGAUAAAUGAAGACAACAGUUCAGCUCCAAAGCGUUUUAAUUUUGAUUGCCCUCUGCCAGGUAACGAAAGUAAUGUGAGGAAAAUCAACAGUGGAAAAUAUCGUGACGGUAAACAUAUCAAUAUACGUGGUUAUUAUAGAUCUCUUCCUAACUCUAUGCCGAUGAAAUGUCCAGCUGUGUGCCCGCAUAACCAAUGUAGUCAUAGCGACAGUACUGAAUUACUACAGCACUCCGUCAGCUGUGCCUCCACACACAGGAAAAAUAAUCGAUUCAGAGUAUGUGCGCGUGGUAUGGCCGAUAGGCAAGCCACGUCAAUAGGCAAGAGACCGCGAAAAACCAGGAAGCUCGCAGAACUGUGUUGGGGCACGAAGCUCACAAUAAUGCCCAGGCGAUCAACUCGACUGGACAACGACCCGUAUGUACACUAUCUCAAUCGAUUGGACAAGGAACGCGUCUCUGAUAAGAGUGGGACAUUAACAUAUGCUAAGCAGAAUAUCGUUGGCAAGAGUUCGGUUGGCGCUGAACAGUUCGUUGGAAAUACCAUGGAGGAGUGUGUCGCCACUGUCGGCUGCAGCGGAAUCGAAUCUUUUGCAAAUGGAGGCCAUCUUACCGCCAAGGAACCACCAAAAAGCUUUAACGACGAACCCAGCGUGGAUGAAAUUCAGAGUGAUUGUGCUGUAAACAGUGUUCCCGGCUCGGAGGCUAUAGAAUUACUCAAAGGAUUGAUCGGAACUGAACCGAGAACGGUUGGUCCUGUUCCUGCGUGUACACGUCCAGAAGGUAAGCCCGUGCAUAGUGGUGAAUGUACGACUGUAGAUAUAGCAAAUCAAAACGUUUUACCGUGUACUGAUAGCAUAGGCGAGCUACUAAGAAAUACUGUGAAUGGUGUUGUUGGCGCAGAGGAGAACUGUUCCACAGUAACACUGGAGAAUAGCAUACCGGCUGUGCUGAGCGAUAGCAACGAACAUGUGCAGUCCGCUGUGCCAAUAGGUGCUGUUACUGAAACUGCUAAUACUGUUUUAGUGACCGCUGACAUUAAUGACAAGGACAGUGAUCAUAUAACUGUCCAAACAUUUACUGAAUUAGAUCUCGUUGCCGACUGCGGUGCUUUCGAAACCGUGGAGGAAGACAGUGCAGCCGUCCCUAUUUCUGAGCCUAGUUUUAAAGAAGAGGACCAACCAGAGGGCGCAUCGAACGGUCCGUUAGAGCAAACAAUAGAACAGGAGAACUCUGUUGAUACUGACAUUUGUGUGCCGCAAAUUUGUAACUUAGAAAACGACUAUGUCGCCCUUGACAUAGAGAUCCCACACAGCCCCGCAGCUGAGGUUGUGUGUGAAACUACUGCUGCAGACGACACUAAAUCUGAAAGUGACUCUGAUAAGGCUGAAGAGUCAAGGUCACCCGAGUUGGUUGGUGAAUGUGACGGACUAAAAGCGGGCGCCUGUAACAAUGAAAACAAUGAAAUUCGUGAAGUAAAUGAUGUUAACGAGGUUGUGGAGGAAAACGAAAGUGCAGGACAAGAGGUUGUUGAUAGUGAAAGGGGAAGUGGAAUUCAAGAGGGGAACGACAUCGACAUUUCAAGUGAAGAGGCGGAAGAUAUAGGCCAGUGUGCAUUGGAAAACGAAAACGUAAGUGCGGAUGUGGUGCAGAUUGGUUCGAGCGAAUGUCAUCAGUUGGAGACCGAGGUAAGAGAAAGUCAAAAGGAAACCGACGCUUCAGCCGUGGAUACGAGGGAUGAUACCGAAUGUCUGGAGGAAGCUCUUAUUGAAACUGCACUCAGACAUGCUGUAGAAAUUGUGGGAGAGACUUCUGUCACUGAGUGUGAGACUCUUGUCACUGAAUGUAUUGAUGAAGUUCGUAAGGAAACUGCAACAAUCGAGAUAGUUACUGAGGGUGACGAACCUAUCAAGGACAGCGAUAUUGACUUUUAUAAAGACAUCAUUGAGAGUACAAACAACGAGUUGUAUUACACAAGUGACCAAGGCAUUCAGGAGUUCGAUGAGGAUCGAAUAUCCUGUUCAGAUAGUGAGAGGGAAGGCACUAAGUGUUUCAAUGACAGCUGCAGUGCGGGGUCAGAAAUAAACUUGGCUUCAUUUGGGGUGAAAGACAGCUCUGUUAAUUUAAGGGACGUCAGUGGUUAUCUUAAGGGUAGGGCUAGUGUAAAUAUCCGUCGCAAACCGUGGAGAAAUAUGGGGAAAUCUAAGCUUGGUAUGAUUAUCACGGAUCCGGAUUCAUCGGACUCCGAAGAUGGUAGUCCGGGGCCCUCAAAGGAGGCUGCCCUUGAUGAAAAAGGCAGACCGGUAAGAAUGCGUAAGAAAUCUAAGGGCUGUGGACACCAUGCCUGUCAAACCUGUGAAUCGUACGACGAAUCCAGAGUCCGGGCUCUUAUCAAUGCUAUCAAACGAUUCGAACAGGCGUUCUUUGGUGAAAAACCUGCCGAGGAAAAUGUGGAACUUUCUAAAGACAUUUUGGACAGUUUGCUGAUUUCUGGCAAAGAUAGCAGUAAGCGCAGCAGGAAGGAUACCACUGGUUGCUCUUCUGUAGAAUCCUUUCAUGUUGGAGAUAAGAUAAAGAGUAAGAAAGGCAAGAAGCGGAAACGAUCUGGCUCCAGGGGGAGUUCACUGAAAAGGUCGAACAGUGGUACCCAGGGCUCUGACAAAGCGAUUGACUUUGAACAUAAGUCGAGAGCAUUGGAAUUGGGACACAAAGUCAGGAAAACGGUCCACGAUAGGAAGUACGAUCACCGUCAGAAAUCAGACAAAGCGAAUCUUGAAAAUAAAUCGCGAAUGGCGGACCCGGAUUACAAACCGCCAAAAACCGAUUUAGAAGAAAAAUCGCGAAAAGUAGACUUUGACGUUAAAUCGCGAAAAAAAGAUUCUGCUCAUAAAUCGCGAAAGCCUUAUUCAGACCAUAAAUCGCAAAGAAGGGAAAGGGAACAUAAGUCAAAAAAGAAACAUAAGCGUGACAAGGAGUAUAAGAAAACUAACAUUAAGGAGGGGCGGGUCGGCAAGAAAAGACCACCUAAGCUUUAUUCUCGGGUGCCUGAUAUGUAUGACUUUAAGUCCGAGUCAGGGGGUGAUUCCACUCCUAGUUCGGAGAGGAACAUCUUCGAAAGUUUACAGUUCAUAAAAUCUCAUUCAUCGUCGUCUAGUCACGUUGUUGAUUCGGGGAAGCAGCGGCCUGGUGAAAAAGAGACCCAGCAGUCUGGUAGGAAGGAGAAGACACAGUCUGGUAGUAAAGACAGAACACACGCUGCUGGUAAGGGCAAGACGCAGUCGAAUGACAAAGACAAGACACGGUAUAUUGGUAAGGACAAGACGCGGUAUAUCGGUAGGGACAACACACAGUCUAGUGCUAAGGACAAAACGCAGUCUAGUGGUAAGGACAAGACGCCGAAACGCGAAGAUAGACAGGCAAAGGAGUCUAGUAGAAUUCAAAGUCCACAGGAGGAACGCGUCUACAAGCUGAAGGAGCUCUUGAGAGCGCAGCAAAAAGCUUUGGAGGACAUACGACUCAAAUCAAACCACCCACUCCCAGUAUAGCUACACCAUCAUGUUUGACAUGCCAAAUAUGAGAUGAUUGUUGCAUACUCUAAUUGGUUCAAUGUUUUCGAAAUACGCUAUGGCAAGUACAGCCAUUAAAAUGGAAAUUUGAUGCAAUGCACGUCUUUCAUAAAUGCCUAAACAUUUGCCCAGGGCCUUUCUUGCAGGAUUGGCUUUGCUCUGAAAAACGAGAACUCAGUAUCUUGAAAAUGUUGAACAGUCGGCCGCAAGUGUAAAUUAUCUUAUGUAGGUUUUAAGUGGCUGAAAUGAACUACGUGUAUUACUAAGUCGGUCAUAUUGUCGUGCAGUAAAUGUUUUAUGUCCAACAUACAAUAUGCUUGUCUCUGAGAGAACGUCCUAAACUCCGGCUGGUUGAUUGCAUGUACGUUUGAAGUUGAAUUGUCUCCUGUGUGUUUCGAAAUAUAUUUGACUGUAAAGAUUUCGAGCUACAUGUAAAUGUACCGGUAAGCUUAAUUAGCAUUUGCAAAUAACAUUUUGAACACGAAAUACAAUUUUGUUGAUAUCAUAUAUGUGGUCCAGUGAGUCAGAGCAUUCUUUGUAUCCUGUCACGAACGAAUACAGCCAUGCAAUAUGGAGCGUAUAUCUCUCGCCCUUAUUAUUAUUUAAUUUGAAGUAAUGAGUGUAUAAUUUGGCUAAUAUAAACCUCAUACAUUUGAGGUGCUGGUUUGAAGGGAUUUUUAUUCCGUGUUGAUUGAUCUAGUUACUUCCUCUCUGUGGAUACGGAAAAUGUAUAAUAAUUCGUAAUAAUACCACUUUAUUUGUCAGCGCCAGGGGUCCAAGUGUUUGUUCAUCUAGUACAUUUAAUAAGUCUCUUCCACAUUGGUCCUGUGGAGAGAGUUCGUUCGUUUUUAUUUUUCAAAAUUUAUUUAUUUAUUCAUUUAUUUAUCUACCAACCAGAUUUUUCCUUGUGCUGUACGUGAUUGUGUUCAACUGUAAAGUACAUGUAUGCAUUUCGAGACAUUAAUUUUUGGUGCAAGAUGAGAAGAAAGAUUCAAAACUUUACACAUUUGGGAGAGGCAUUCAGCGAUGCGCAUUUUGUUACAUUUUCCUGAAGUCAAUUGCUUGAUUUAGUAAUUACUGUAUCUGUGUUUAACUGAAUAGCCGAACCCGUGCCACUAGUGGGCCUCUGGCGAAAUAAAAAUGCAUGCAUUACAGUAAUUAGGUCUGUCUAAGCAUUGUAACAUAUCGAGAUUAUUUCACCGUCACUAACUUUGGUGCCCACUGAUAAUUGAGAUCACUGUGUUAUUGACUCGUUGUGAUGAUGGAUACCUUAAGCAUGUAAAUACUGCGGUGGUCAGCACGCAGAUUUGUCCACUAGUUGUUUUUUAUGCAUGUUCAACUUGCAACGGGGAAGUUGGUGCGAUGCUAGGGCAUAUUUAGUGUAUGAGAUAAUUACGUUGCAAUCUUGGAAUCAUUUUAUAUUCAAAUCAUAACCUGAAAUUAUUUCAUCAAAAUAAAAACCUAAAUAUCAGAUACUUGCAAGUAUUUCAGGAUGUUUUGGUUAGUCACGAUGUCAAUUUGGGUUUAAAAUUGACGUAUUUGAAACAUGAUCACAAACCAUAUUCUUAUAUUAGAAUUUUAUCUAAAUUCCAGUUGCAAUGUGCGUGAUCCACUUGUUGUUGCGAAAUGUGUUGUUCCAAUGUGUGAGUCUCGUUUUAGCUCGUAUAUGGUUGUAGCUGUUUUGUAGUUUGUAAUUAUGCAUGGAGUCGAUAAGUUGAGACACCGCCGAUUUUUCAGAUGACUUCCUUAAAAGGCGUGGUCCGUUCGUUUGUACAUCGAUUUUUUUAAUGUCCUGCAGGUAAAUAAAAAUUGACAUCGUUUUGAGAUGAUUUCAGUCCUAUCGUCAUCGUGACUCGCUUAUAAUGAUGUGGAAAGGGCCCCAGAUUUCUUAAUAAACCCAGUACAGUUUGAUGGCAGGUAGGACCGCGGCAAGCAGGCUCAGCGAAGCAACAGCGUUUAAUGUAACACGAACAGCCAGCGUUUACUACAUUUUAGUAUCCCCAGGAAUUAAUAUCAUUCACUACGAUGUAUACUAUAGCAUGAUUUGUAUGUCAAACUGUCGAUGCAUAUAUAUAAGUACCAAAUGUAAAUGUGGGCUAACAUAAUGAUAAUUGAACUCGAAUCUGCCAAACUAUAUUUGUACUACAUGUAUUGCCAUCAUUAUUGGCGCGUUGUUUAUACACCGCGUUUCCGUCCGGAACUUCCCAAGCUGCGUAAUUAGUGUCCUGCAUACAUUGUUGUACGCUAUGUAAUUGAUGUAACAUUUUGUAUUUGGUCUGUCGUCUUUUGUUGAAAGUUUAGCGAUAAGUGCGGCUGUUGUCGAAAUUCUCUCACAUUUUACAAGCUUUCGUAUUAUCAGUGUUAGCAUCUGCUGCAUUGGAACAACCUCAUUCUACUUGGGAAGUGGUGAAUAACAAUCUGCAUUGGUCACCCCAUCUUUCACAUGCCAAGUUUUGUCCAACUGAUUAUACAUGUACAUUGGAAAUUUCUUACCGUAGGGAUGACAACUUGAGUUAAACUGAAAUAUGUUGCCACGAGAUUCCCCAAAACAAAUUAUCAGUGUUUGCCCUUGGUACAACUAUGCAUCAGGUUGACAUCCACCCCUUUCAGCUCAUCUAAUGUGUACUGCUAGCUGUUUUCCACACUGAAGGGUGCCAUAAUUGUAUCACUGACUUUACCUUACAUCAUAUGAAUGGUGUGUCUUGAUUAUUGGUUGGUUAUCAAGGAAAUGCAUCAACAUGACUAUAAAACCAGACCAAUCAAAAAUAUUUUUCUCCGAUUGAUUUUUUUAAACGGCCGUUUAGAUUGUAGAUUUAAUUUUCCCAUUUAAAACUAUGUAUGUAUUAUUUUUGUGACACGUUUGGAAUAAAUAAAAUGGAAUAUUGUAA
Messenger RNA from Lineus longissimus, 8512 nucleotides. RefSeq lists its product as uncharacterized. The record is from RefSeq and is a predicted model, not a curated record. The transcript has 2 exons. NCBI's taxonomy places the organism in Eukaryota, Metazoa, Nemertea, Pilidiophora, Heteronemertea, Lineidae. The coding region runs from base 189 to 5603 and encodes 1804 amino acids.